Trichomonas vaginalis G3 is the source of this 6849-nucleotide messenger RNA. Its product is annotated as aggrephagy protein. The transcript has a single exon. Bases 1 to 6849 code for a protein of 2282 amino acids. The record is from RefSeq and is a predicted model, not a curated record. Lineage: Eukaryota; Parabasalia; Trichomonadida; Trichomonadidae.
AUGAAAGGAUGGUUUUCGAAUAAAUUUGAGCGAGGAGAAAACGAUAACCACCAGACAGAAAGAGUCAUAUAUAGGGAUAAAUUGAUUCUUCAGUACACUAAUGAAGUUUUACAGUCAUAUAUCCCUAAUACUCCAAAAUCUAUUAAUAUUAAAGUUUUAUUACAAGUUUCAUCAAGAAUUAAUUAUAUCAUUGCAAAUGUAAAGACCGAAAAUAAACCAAAAAGCAAAGAAUUAGAUGUGAUUGUCGAUUUAAUUAAUCCUUUAUUCGAUUCUUUGCAGAUAUUACUUUCAAAAUCAAACGAAAUACAAAUCAUCUUAAAUUGCAUAUAUAAUAUCACGUUUAUGCUUGAAAUUCCUCCUGAAAUAAAUAAUGUCUCGAAUUCCAUCAGCGCUUUGAUUAUUUUAUACUCUAUUAAAUCCGAAAAUGCUGAGUUGAUCGAUCGUAUCCUAGUUUUAUACCUCAGAUCCCGUCAAUUUAUACAGGAAUUAGCAAAUGUCGAUUUUUUUAGUUUCAUAAUUUCCUCUCUAUUUACGAAAGACACGUACGUCAGCGGUUUGGUCUGGUUUAUUGGCCAAUUUUCGGUUUUUACCAGAAACAUCAACUUUUCGUACUCAGAAUUAGCUUCAAUUACGCUUAUCUUCAUCUCAUGCAUAUCACAAGGGGAAAUACCAUCGAAUAACAUUGGGUUUGCCAUCAAAUUCUUCGUUUCUUUCUCAAAAUUAUUUCGAGAUCCAGAUCCAAUUUCGUAUUUUUUGAAUAAUUCGGGAAUAACAAUACUUUCUAAGCACUGCAACAAAGAAAUGUUCUCAUUAUGCUUAGCAACUCUUGUUUAUAUGUCAGAUACAGAAAAAAAUCAAAUUUUAGACUUCAUCAAAGCAAAUUACAUGCAAAAUAAUGAUCGAAUGAUAUACGCUGAAGCCUUCAAAAUACUGUUUAUGAACGAAGACUCGAAUAUUUCAUACAUUGACAAAUAUUGGAAUAUUUUGGACAUUUUCUGUGUAGAUAUUGAUAAUUCUCAACUAGUCAAAUGUUUAGUAGACUGUCUCUUAUGGAUUUCAUACAGAAAAUACGAAAAAUGUCUUCAAUUUUCGAUAUUAUUUUUCAAAUUCAUUGAUAAAGAGUUUGUUGAGACAAAAACACAAACAUUGUUCUUUGAUUUAUUGAUUUUUUCAAUCGAUAGAAGUAAUUUUGAAUCGAUUUCAGACGAAAUUUUAAAUUUUCUUAAAGAAGCCCAAAAUUUUGACAAUCUUCUGCAGAUUCAAUCAUUCCAAGGCUUGAUAAAACACCUAUACUGCAUUGCGGACAAAACUCAAUUCAAAGUCCAAAUUAUUGUGAUUUUAUUUUUGAGAAAUGCCAGUUCAGAACUGAUUGGUAGGACAUUUGCACUUGAAAUAAGUAUAAAUACGAUGCAGGAAGUGAUGCAGAUCAUGCAGAAACGCUUUAAUGACAAAAUUGAAAUUUUAUAUUUUGCAUUUCAAGCGUCGCAAGAGUGCGCAUCCAUCUUCUGGAGGUAUGGUGGAUUUGCAUGGCUUGACGUCUUCCCAUCGAUUGAUCCCGAGCUGUAUUCGAAGCUUUUAAAGGUAUCAUUGAAUAAUCUUUCAGAAAAAGACGCGAAUAACUGGGUCCAGAGCAUCCCAUUGACUCACAAACUGCUCAAGAUGGACAGUUCCCUACUAAACGAGCUCUGUAUCACUGAAAAUCGAAUAAGAAUUCCAAGUUUACUUCCUUUUGCAAAAAGUGACAUUAAUUUUGCCAAUGCAGAUUUAUAUUUAGCAUCAGAGGAUGGUGUUACUUCAUUUAUCAAACUAGGAAUAUACGAAUCCCCUCUUUUAGACAAAAUGGCGAAUUUGAAUCUAAAUUACGGAAAUUUCGUAAAUCUUCUUGAAAAUCACAAAGAUUUGUCAAGGAUGAUCGACGAGAACAUAUCAUUCCCCAUGUUUGAGUUCAGAGGAGGCAUGAAAUCCUUCAUUUCCAUACAAAAAAAGUGUUUAGGAUUCUCGUUUUGGAUGAAAAGCGACAGGGAUAAGCUGUUUUGCGAAAUUUUCUCAAGUAAGUCAGUGAGGGGAGAACUUGUAUCAGGACUGUUCACAUUCUUCGUCAAUGAGGAAUCGUUUCACAUCCAAAUUGACAACAAAAAGUGGUUUUUAGUCACUUUUCAACUAAAUUUGACAGAGAAUUCUGCAAUUUUUGGAAUCAAUGAUUUGGUUCAGAUUGUCCACAUGAAAGGGCACAUUGACUGCUUGGAUGACUUAGUCAUUGGCUCGAAAGAGAGAGAAAACACCAAUUUUUGGUAUAUUUCAUCACAAAUUUCUCUUUUUUCAGAAAAUUUCGAUGUGAAAGAUGUCUUCAGAAGGGGAUUUAAUUACUUGGACGGUUCUAAAACAGAUUUCAUCACUCCAUUUGAUACUGAUCUUGUUUUAAAAGACGUUGUUCUGAUGAAAGGAACAGGAUUUCCUUGGUUUUUGUCCCAGCAAUGCAACAUCUAUAGAUUGUUCAAUUUGAUCAUGGAAAACAAAAACACUGAGAUGUAUUUCAACGCAAUGGUGAAGCUGUUCGUGACUUUCCAUGACUUGGACAUCGAAUUACUUCUGAUUCCAAUGAAAAAAUUUGAUUUUUCAGAAGAAAUUCUGUCAAAUCUUUUCGAAAAAGUCCUUCUUCUCAACAAAAUCAACGUAUUCCUAGAAGACAUAGAGAUUGUGCAGAAGUACGGUGUGACACUGUUCAGAGUUUUGUCGAAAUACACUGAUACACAAACUGUUUUCAAGUCAAUUCCUGUUUCAAUUCAAAUGUUUUCCGACAUCUACAUUGUAGAGGACAUUUGCGAAAUUGCGAGGAGAUCCAAAUCACUGGACCUGUACAAAACAAUUUUGUCUUACUUCAAAGUCUGCGAUGAUUCGACGAAAGUGAGAAUUUUAAGUGUUUUGGACCUGAAUUCUGUUUCAAAAAACGUUUUCACUCCUUUCGAAAUUUCGCUGCAGAUAAUGAAUUCAUCUGACAUCGUAAACCAGCGAUUGAUUAAUGUUUUAAUUGACUUCAACGCAAUGUUUGAUGACUACUUCGUCCACAACGACAUUGUAAGUUUCGCUUUGUUCAAGUCCUACAACGAAAUGACGACUUUCAAAUCUCUAGAGUGUUUGUUGAUGGGAAAGACAUUUGAAAACUGUGGCAAUUUGACGAAAAUAGAGAGACCUGAAACAGUUGCAUCAGUUAUUUCAUUUUUGUUCCAAUGUUUGACUGUUUUAGUUUCUUCUCCACCGAAAUCUCUCCAAAUUUUUGAGGAGAAAACCUUUAUUUUCAUAAGGAGAUUUACAAAACUUCCAAAAGCAGAAUUCGACUCCCUCUGCGACAUCAGAGUUUUGGAUUCGAUUGUCUUCUUUUCGCAGUUCGUUUUCGAUCCGAAAGCUGUUUUAAAAGUAUCGACUGCAUCUAUCACUGACGACAAAUCAAUUCUGAAAGAGAUUUCCGGUGUUUUCUACGUCGAUAUCAGUUAUGUAAACAAGUCAGGAAGAACUUCCUCAAUCAACUACGUGAGUUACGCUGAUUUACUGAUUGGUUUCAUGACGAAAAAUGGCUUGGAAGGUACUUUUUACGAACACAAGAAUGUUGAAUCGAUAAAUCUGUUCGCAAAAUCAUCCGAUUUGAUCAAUUUGUACUCGCAAAUCCUCGCCUCUUUCAUGGCUGAUGAAAAUGCUUUCAAAAAAUCUUUUAUUUCACUUUUGGCACAACACGGCAGUCGUCAAGAAAUUUUGGUCGGCGAUCUAGCGUUGAAUGUCAUUGUUGUGAUUUUGGCUCGCGUGGAAACAUACUCUGCUCCUUUGGGUGUUUUCGUCGAGUUGUUUGACUUCCUCGCUGUGGCAACUUACAACGGAUAUUUUACUGAUUUGUGUCUUUUGUUCAGUUCACUUUUGCCAAUUUUAGGAUCGUUGUAUCAAUCACCUCACCUCACUUUAUUAUCCAGUGAUGAGAGGACUUUAAAUUCACUUAGAUCCAUAUUGAUUCAUAUAUUUGAAGUUUCUUUAGACGAUGUUCCACAGUUGUUUGACAUUGUUAAUUCGAUUUCUCAUUUUCUUUUCAAAAAUUCUGGUUUGUUUGACUUCGAUUUCUCCUGCCAGUUCUUGUUUAAGCUUAUACAGCAUCCGAUGGUCAAAGAGUACUACAUCAAGCAGACAACGGAGCUGUCGAUCAAAUACUUGAUGAAUGAGGAAUUCAGACAGAUUUGGCAAACAAAAACUGACAUUCCGAUUGAAAAUUUCAUAUCAGGAAUCAAGUCGAACUUAAAAGGGAAGAUCACCAAGAACUUCACAGAUACAUUAGCUUUCCUUGCAGAGUACACAACGAGGAUUGAACCGUACACUCCUUGUUCGGCUGCACAUCAUUUGACUGAAGACCAAAUCACAACGAAUCUCUCUCUGUCCUACGUUUAUCUGAUGAAAUACAGGAAUUACACUGACAUGUACUUGAAGCAGAUAAUUAACUUGGCCAAGUCAAAUCUAUUGAGAAAAAUGGAGCAGCAAUCAUCAAAAAUUUGGCAUUUUCUCCACAAAUUUGAGUUACAAACGGAAAACUAUAACUAUUUCACUAUUUCUCCUUUAGUUUGGCCGAUUGAAACUCCUCACAUUUUAGUUCCUUCUGACUUAUCAUUGCCAUCAGGAGAAAACGACAUCGAAAAGUACAAAUUGGAUGUAGAGACAAAUGAAACAAAUUUAAUCAAAAAUUACCAAGAUUUGAGUAACUGUUUUUAUAUAGAAAUGAAAGGAAAAUUCGUAAACCCACUGAAUUACAGAUUUGCUGUCAUUCCAAAUGGUCAGUUUCUGUAUAACUCUUUUGCUGCAACUUAUUCAGAAAAGUAUGGAAAUGUGAGUUAUUCUUUUCCAUGCAAAUUGAGGAGAAUGCCUGAACAACAAAAUUCUGUAACUUUUGUAUUUGAAAACCACUUUUUGGUGCUGAUUAACUCCAAGAUUGUCGACAAUUUUGAUUUAGAAUUGACGAAAACAGAGGCACCAAUCAAUUUCAGGUCUCUUUCCAAUGACAUUUUACUUGGAUUUUAUGGGGAGUUCAGUUUGUUUUGCGGCCAUUUUGUUCUGAUUUUUCCGUUCAAGAAAAUCAUUUUCUCAAAGAUGCACAUGAAUCUCCACAAACUCACUGCCAUAGAGUUCAAACUAUACAACACAGGGACACUUAUUAUUUCUCCUGUCGACAACCAAAAGUUGCCUGAUUCAUUCGUGAAAGAAAUUUUAGUUUCCAAAAACAUAAAUUUCGGAACGAAAAAACUUUUCCAACUCAACUCUUCCUCAGCUUUAUCUCUCUGGCAGAGCGGAAUGCUCAGCACAUACGACUACCUCCUUGUGAUAAACUCGUUGGGAAGUCGCUCAUUCGCUGAUUUGACGCAGUACCCUGUUUUUCCUUGGAUCAUUUCCGAUUACGAUUCUGAUGAUUGUGGUCACUUCACUUCUCAUAGGAAAAUCAAUCUUCCGAUGGGCCAGCAGACAGAAGAAAGGAGCAAAAUGUUUGACUCCACAUUCAACGGCCAGUUCCUUUACGGUGCUCACUAUUCGAUGGGCGCGAGUGUUCAUUUCUUUCUUUUGCGGACUCCUCCAUUCACUUUCUACGACUGGGAUUUGCACACUGGAUACGACAACUUAUCCAGGAUAUUCUUUGACAUCAAGUACAGUUGGCAGAGUUCCAGCGAACUGAACACGAAUGACGUCAAAGAACUGAUUCCAGAGUUGUUUUCUCUUCCAGAAUUGUUUCUCAAUGUUUGCAAUUUGAACCUGAUUGAAGAAGUCAAAUUGCCGAAGUGGUGCAAGAGCGCCGUACACUUUAUAUUAGUCAACAGAGAAGAGCUGAAUGAAGCAAGCAUCGGACAGUGGAUUGACCUGAUUUUCGGUGUUUCGCAGCAAGGACAGUUGGCAACUCAGUCCAAAAACAUUUUUCUGCCUGAAAGUUACCACAGUUAUAUCGACACAAUAAGAGAGGAUGAUAUAGAUGAAAUAUCAACACUGGCACUGAGACUGGAGCACUGGGGACAAUGCCCAAUUCAACUGUUCAAGAAAAACCAUCAGGAAAGAAAUUUCAAUCCAAAGAAAGUUUCUCUAGAAUUUGAAAAAAUGACGAAUGAAUUUUCCAAUUUGAAUUAUUUGGUCAUUGACAGCUCCAAUUACAGUUUGUGUUACGGCAACUUUGUCUAUAGAAACACUUUGUUUUCUGGUGUUAAUUUCUACAAUUAUUCAUCUGAUGGAGCAUUGCUAGUUGUUGAUUUUAUUUAUGGAUUUUCUUCUGCGUAUUUACUCUGUUACUCCAAAGCAAACAAAAUGACGCAAAUUAUUCAACUUGGAGUUUUCAAUUCAAGUGACAUUUCGAAAUCAUUUCCAUGCAGUAGAUCAAUGAUGGUUUGCUCAGUCCGAAAGAAUUCCGUCGUUGUUUGGGACGCAAUCAGAGGAAGUUUCCACAGAGAAAUCAAAGUAAAUGAGAAAAUCGUUGGGAUCUCUUUGGACGAACAGUUGGAUUUGAUGUGGAUUACAACGAAUUCAUCAAUGAGAAUCUACACACUGAAUGGCAUAUUUGUCUGCCAAAAGAAAUUCGAUUCUUUCAUUGGAAGAAUCACGAAUGUUUCGUCUUACAACAUCGGACAGUGUUUCUUUAAUGUUGUUGUCUCUGAAAACACAAAAAUUUGUAUUUUCGAACUUGAUUCAAGAUCUCUUUCUUUGAAUUUGAAGACGCAGUUUAAGAUGGAUAAUCCUAUUUCAAGAAUCAUUGACGUAUUCGAGAAACAAGUUUUAAUUAUACAGGAUAUAACUGGAGAGAAAUUUGUUCUCAGACUCUCCAAUAAAGGAAAAGGAAAGAAUUAG